Molecule: messenger RNA, 1150 nt
Organism: Cydia amplana
Lineage: Eukaryota; Metazoa; Arthropoda; Insecta; Lepidoptera; Tortricidae
Product: allatotropins-like
Exons: 9
Coding region: 258-959 (233 amino acids)
Source: RefSeq, a predicted model, not a curated record
ACGAGUGUGAACUAGGGUACCGGUAUUCCUUAUUUUAAUCUAAAAAACUAUGGUUUAUAUUUUAAAGUGUCGCAUAUUUGGACCACAACCUGCAUAACACCUACGUCCGCCUACGCUGGGCGGACUCCGCUUGGACCAACCCCCACUAGCGCGUAUAUAAGCGUCAACCCUCCACUGCUGAGGCCACUCUAGUAGCACCUGCGCGUCACUCGCGCCGUGUCCAGACGUGCUUAGUGAUUACGACAAACUAAGACAACAUGAGCAUCCCAAUGCAACUCCUCCUGGUAGUCGCCGCCUUCUGCGUCCUGUCCGACGGCGCGCCGGACGGACGCAUCGCACGCGCCAAGCAGCAACGCCCCACCCGGGGCUUUAAGAACCUCGAAAUGAUGACGGCGAGGGGCUUCGGGAAACGCGGCAGGGUCUCCACUAGGAGUGAACGAGAUGUCGGUGCCCAAACUCCACCAGAGCGUACCUACCGCGCAACACCGACGUACAAGAGUCCAGCUCAGCAUUACGCAAGAGAUUUUGGAAAAAGAACGCCAGAAUUGGAGCAAGAAGACAGGGAAUCCGAAGAGCCGAGGCGCUUCAAUCCCAAGAACUUAAUGAUGGUGGCUCGGAGCUUCGGCAAACGGAGUGAUGAGACCGCUGAUGAAGAAGAAAAGAGACCAAGAAGAACGGAUUUCACUCCCGAUAACAAAGUUAACAUAGCCGUCGGGUACGGGAAGCGAAAAAUACCGAACAAGCGAGUGUACGGCUUGGACAACUUCUGGGAGACGCUGGCCGCGCCGGAGAGGGAAGGACAGGAAAUGGAGGAUGACAAGCUCGAAAGCAUCCCAUUGGACUGGUUCGUGAACGAGAUCGUGAACAACCCGGACUUCGCGCGAUCCGUGGUCCGCAAAUUCGUAGACAUCAACCAGGACGGCGUGCUAUCAUCGGACGAACUCCUCAGGAACGUGUAAACGACUCUUAAGUUAUUUGUUGUAGACUUUCGGAUUGUUUCCCGUUACAUACAUUUGUACCAACACUAUCAACUUGAUUUGAAAAAUACUUAAAAUGUUACGAUAGGUACUGUGAUAUCAAAUAAAACUUACUAAUUUUGAAAAAAUGGUGGUAAUUAUGUUUUUGUACUCUGCUAUUGUAUCUAUAGUUU